ACUACGGACACUCUGGACAUGCCAAUCAGCCUACCAUGCAUAUCUUUGGACUGGGGGGAGGAAACCGGAGUACCCGGAGGAAACCCCCGCAGCACGGGGAGAACAUGCAAACUCCGCACACACAGGGCCACGGUGGGAAUUGAACCCCCGACCCUGGAGCUGUGAGGCGAACGCGCUAAACACUAAGCCACCGUGCGCCCCCUGUAAGUAUCUAUAUGCAUUAGAACGAGUGCAUUAAUAUAAACCUUGCAGCUGGAGCUACUGUCCAAAUUAUGUUUUUGCAGAACAUUAAAUCAACAUCUGACCAAUCAGAGAAUUCGACAGUGCUGUGCUCAAGUCUCAUAACGUGAAGCUUUGUUCAGCUUUUGGAAGGUUACAUGAGCCUAUGUUGUAGUUGAGGAAAAAGGACUAAGCUACUUAACCCUUUCCUUAAACCUUUGGUGGAGGUAUUCUAGAUUACACUGCAGACACAUUGAAGGUUUUCUUUGAACAUUUUCAGCAAACUUCCCAAUAACGUAUUGAGUUACACACAAGCCUGGGAUUGAGUGCAUUGGCAGGUUUCCAGUCUUUUAUCCUCUCCAUCAGAACACUGUCAGGACAGCAUUUAGCCCGAGAAAAGAACAGGAAAUGCCAAGCGUUCAUACAGUAUUGAAGAACUCACUGCAGUUCCCAUGGAUAAAUCUCCUAAACAAACAAACAAGCGAGUUGACGGUCCAAAUGGCAUCGAUCAAAGAUCUUGACGUCGGGGAGAAGUUCAGCAGCAAGCUAGAGGAAAUCCGGACUAAACUGUUGUCCCAGGCGAUGGGUGAAAUGCUGAACGAGGCUACAGUGGAGUUCUGCCAAGCGCACAAACAGUACAUGAAGUCUGUUCUGGAUACAUGCUCGAAAAAAUGCUGGGACGACGAGACCAUGUUCGAGACCAUACAGGUUUAUACGGAAGAGCUGAAACGUCAGAAUUCCGUCAUGAGGGAGAGAAGUGGAGAACGGCCAGAAAUCUUGGGAUCGAUCCAGGACAAAGAAAGCCAUAAAGAACUCCUUAUUCAGAAGAUUGAGCAGCUGAAGCAAGAGCAGGCCAAGAACAGAGAAUUGAUUCACUCACAAAACAAAGCCAACAAGGACCGGCUAAAGAACCUGAACAAAAUUAAAGAGAUCUUCCAGGAACGGCUAAGCCUCGAGAUCCGAAAAAUCCAGGGUGAGAAGCUGCAAUUCAUCUUCAGAAACAUCAACCACAAGAAUCCACAAAGUGCCUACACUUUUCUUUUAAGGAUAACUGAGGAUGGAGUGUACCAGAUUGUCUCCUGUGAUCCUCCCCUGGCACAGAUGGAUCAUCUGGAGCGUCGACUGCAGGAGACCAACAACCUCUCUGCGUUUCUGUCUAAUGUCAGGAAGGAAUUUGUCGCACUAAACAAUAUUACAAAGACUGCCUAACUCUGUACAGAUAUUAAUGAUAAGCUCAGUCCAGUACAUUUUUAACUGUUAAGAAGCUAUAAUACAGUUGGCCUUUUACUGGCAAGACUCUUCAGUAGCCUGUACUGACUUAUGCUUGUGCUUAUUUUUUUUAGCAUUGUACUUUUAACGUUCUUAUUGUUAUACGUGUGUGUGUGUGUGUGUGUAUUUUUGGACUCUCUUACAUAAUAAAACACACAAAAAAAGGUUGGGUCAUAAUGUUCUUUAUUUUAUUCCUUAUGUGCAGGGGGGGAAAAAGUGGCUAAACUGCUGAGACUGAAUUACACCGAGCAAAAGAUUUCUGACUGCUGCUUGUCACUAAUUUUUGCAAGCAUCAGGAGGAAUGUUAUAAGUACAUUUUCACACAGUUACAAAGUAUGCAGCCAAUAAACAACACGGAACUGAUAUAAAUGAACUAGAUGGAAAGUUAUAUUCAUUUAGCAAUCCCAAUGACAUCAAACAUUGUUUGCAAAUUAUUCAUGAGAUACAGAACAGUUCGCUGUUCCCACACAAUCUCAGGGGGAAAAAAGAUUGUCGGUAGUGUCUCGUACCUUUUACUUACGUUGUAAAUGGUACGUAAUACAUCUUUAAAAUGCAUUUAAUGUACAUAAUUGGAAUUUUAGGUCGAGUUUUAUGUAUUUUAUGGUACCUUUACCUAUACAGACCAUUUCCUCUGAUAGUGUAUGACUGAAAUGUGUUUAUAUAGUUGUUAUUAUUAUUGCUGUUGUUUUGGACAGCAUGGUCUUUAAUGUCAGUAGCCAGUAAGAGGAGUAUAGUAUUGAAAUUGUUGUUUUGGUAGUAUUUAUGCUUUGUUAAAGUAGAGGUCAACACCAAAAAAGAAAUUUUGUUCAAAACAUUUUUGCCUGAUCCUCAGAAUUCACACUCCAUCCAACGGG
Ictalurus punctatus (channel catfish) is the source of this 2342-nucleotide messenger RNA. RefSeq names its product SPC25 component of NDC80 kinetochore complex (gene spc25). Gene Ontology annotation, cellular component: Ndc80 complex. The transcript is spliced from 7 exons. The record is from RefSeq and is a predicted model, not a curated record. NCBI's taxonomy places the organism in Eukaryota, Metazoa, Chordata, Actinopteri, Siluriformes, Ictaluridae. The coding region runs from base 628 to 1428 and encodes 266 amino acids. Gene Ontology annotation, biological process: chromosome segregation.